AUGGCGGCAAUCCCACAGCAGUUGAUGGGCGACCUUACAUGGGAACGAGUGGUACCUGCGAGGCCCUUCCUCCACACCGGGGUCGACUAUGCCGGGCCGUUCCAACUCUGCACGACCAAGGGGUGCGGACACCGCUCUUACAAGGCCUUCGUGGCGGUCUUCGUCUGCCUUGCUUCCAGAGUCGUACAUCUUGAAGUGGUCUCCGACUAUACGGCCGAGGCCUUCCUUGCGGCUCUCAGACGGUUCGUCUCUCGUCGCGGCAUCUGUCGCAGUCUCCAGAGUGACUGCGGAACCACCUUCGUGGGGGCCGAUUCUGAGCUGAGGGCCCUCUUCACCACUGGCACUCCGGGAGACCACCGGGUUAUCAACAGACUCGCCUCCGAGAAAAUUGAGUGGAGGUUCAAUUCUCCCUCAGCGCCACACUUCGGAGGUAUUUGGGAGGCCGCAGUCAAAUCGCUCAAACACCACCUUCGACGAGUGAUUGGCGACGCCAAACUAACAUACGAAGAGAUGAGCACCCUCCUCACUCAAGUCGAGGCGUGUCUCAAUUCGCGGCCACUACAAGCGCUCUCGGACGACCCUGAAGAUCUAGCUGCAUUGACGCCCGGACACUUCCUGGUGGGAGCCGCCCUGACUGCCGUGCCCGAGCCGUCCUUGCUGGAUCAACCGGCGUCUCGCUUAUCCCGCUGGCAACUCCUGCAAAAGAUGCAAAAUCACUUUUGGGAGCGCUGGUCGAAGGAGUACCUCCACUCCAUAACUCACCGUCCUAAAUGGUUGCGCAAAGAGACGAGCUUCAAGGUCGGCCGACUAUGUCUUCUCCGGAACGAGCUCACACCGCCCACGAAAUGGCCACUCGCACGAAUCACCAAAAUCCAUCCCGGAGAGGAUGGUCAAGUUCGCGUCGUCACAGUGCGCACCGCAGCUUCCGAGUUCAUACGACCCGUCGUUAAACUCGUCGUACUGCCCAUCAACGGCCGCGAGGAUUACGAGCCUCAACCGUAA
Camponotus floridanus (Florida carpenter ant) is the source of this 1002-nucleotide messenger RNA. RefSeq lists its product as uncharacterized. Lineage: Eukaryota; Metazoa; Arthropoda; Insecta; Hymenoptera; Formicidae. Gene Ontology annotation, biological process: DNA integration. The transcript has a single exon. The record is from RefSeq and is a predicted model, not a curated record. The coding region runs from base 1 to 1002 and encodes 333 amino acids. Gene Ontology annotation, molecular function: nucleic acid binding.